Astrephomene gubernaculifera is the source of this 1099-nucleotide messenger RNA. The record is from the annotation of a GenBank genome assembly. NCBI's taxonomy places the organism in Eukaryota, Viridiplantae, Chlorophyta, Chlorophyceae, Chlamydomonadales, Astrephomenaceae.
CAAGCAACUUGGUUUGGCUUCAUAGUCUGUUUGUGGACGAUACUUGCUACCUAGCCCAUGCGCCCUAGCGCACAACGCGGGAACAGUGAAGUCUUUUCCGUUCCCGGAAACAGCGUAACGUGGACCAUGGCUUUCUAAAACGUGCGGGAUAGAGAUUUAAGACUGCCAUCUGAAAAUGACGGACGUAGGAGACUUUGCGGAAGACGGGUUCGACCCGAUCGCUUGGAUAAACCAUGCUUGCAGCACGCGACAAGCAGAAGAGCCGCUGGAGAAAUUCCUUGCUGAGCUGGAGAUGCGUUUGCAGCUAAGCUCUGAGGAUAUUGAAGCAACACUCAGCGACAGCAGCGCCCAGGCCAUGCGGAGGAUACCUUUCGCCAUCCAGGAGAUAUAUCGGCUGCAAGGAGAUAUACAGGGGUUGCAAGAUCAGGUGCAAGUCAUGUCGCACACUGUGCAGCGCGACGCUGGCGAGGCACGCAACAGCGUACAGCACAUCUCGCAGCUACAUCGCGUCAAAGCAAACAUGGAGAACGCUUGCAACUCGCUCAAGGAGGCCACGGAGCUCUCUGGGCUCUUCCUCAAAGUGGAGGAGGUCUUUGCCGCAGGCGACCUGCCAAAGGUUGCAGAAAUCCUCGCCAACAUGCGUCACAGUCUCAGCCUUGUUGGCGACGUGCCGGAGUUCCGAGCAGGCCGCCAGAAGCUGCGGUCGCUGGAGGACCGGCUGCAGCAGCAGGUGGAGGGCAGCCUGCGGGAGGCCCUGGCGCGCGGGCAGGAGGACGAGGCGGUCAAGCAGCUCUGCGGACUGCUGCUGGCGGUGGACAGGUACGGCACCAUCGAGAGCCUGUACGUCACCACCAAGCUGGCCCAGGUGCAUGCGUUGUGGGAGGAGCACGCGGGGCCCUCACCCGCCGCCUCCUCAGCAGCAGCACCCGCAGCACCCGCAGGAGGGGUGGCCGCCGCGGAGGCUGCCGCCGUGUGGCUGCCGGUGUUCCUGUCUCGGCUGCUGGCGCUGCUGCAGGCGGAGGCGGGCUGGUGCGGGCGGGUGCUGCCGGGGAGGGCGGCGGCGCUGAUGGGGGCGCUGUGCGGGGAGGUGUUUGGAAAG